Molecule: messenger RNA, 2912 nt
Organism: Cataglyphis hispanica
Lineage: Eukaryota; Metazoa; Arthropoda; Insecta; Hymenoptera; Formicidae
Product: F-box only protein 21-like
Exons: 8
Coding region: 173-1912 (579 amino acids)
Molecular function (GO): DNA binding; protein binding
Source: RefSeq, a predicted model, not a curated record
GCGGAGCAUUAGGUAUAGAAUCAUUCGUUGCGGGUACGCCAUCUAGUGAUCGUAAGGGCUCUAAAUAAAUUUUGUGCGCUCAUAUAUUUACACGUAAAAAUAUAUUAACGAAAUUAGCAAUACAAAAGCAAAUAACAUCCGUUGCGAGCUCUUUCAGUAAAUAUUUUCCACGAUGUCUACAAUGAUAUCUUUGCCCAACGAAAUAAUUGCUAAGAUUCUUGAAGACGAUGGCAUCAGCAUAAAAGACGUCGUGAAUUUUAGCAGCACGUGCAAAAGAUUCCGGCAGACUGUACAGAAUAAGCGUUUGUGGGAAACAAAAUUUUAUCAAAGAUGUCCUUCUGCAAGAAAAAGAUAUAGUUUACAAGAACGGAAGAAAAUUUCUUACCAUUUAGAUUUCCGAGAAGAAAUAGAAGCGGGUAUAAAAUUUGUCAAAAACUUACAGUUUUAUGUGAUUUUGCUAUCUAAAAAUAACUCAAUUAGUUAUAAUGACAAAGAAAACUUGCACUAUCUUCUACAGACGAUAGCAAAAAAUUCUAUAGUGUAUUUUUUCGUUUCGGACGAGCUAAAUAGAAUUAUAUCUGCAGAAUUACCAUGGCAACCCGGCUCCAAUUUGACAAAUAUGUAUUACAUUGAUCGAAUUUUUUAUUCAUUAAAACAACAUCGAUUUGAAUACAAGCAAAACAAAUUUUUAUCUGCGCCUAAAAAUGAGUUACUUUUAGAACAAAGAGUUACUACUGCGGCACAAUAUUUUUAUCCCCAUAUAUCUUAUUCGGUUAUAAAAAUGUGGUUAGAUGAAAUUGAGCGAGAAGCACUAUCCCGUCUUAAACAAAAAACGUCUUCGCAGUUAACGGUUUCUGAGCCAUUCAUUUUUUGUACUCAACAUACAUGUCAAGCCUCCGAUAAAAUAAGAGUACAAAUUGUGAAUAUUCUUGAAGAAAUUAUAAUUUCUGAAUUAGGAAUUAAAAAAUUACAUAAAUUAUUCAUAACAUUAAAUUUAGAAGACAUUUAUAUAAUUAAUAUUUCACAACGUUUCCGAAAUUUUCUAUUGACUAUUGUAUUUUACAUCGUGGCCACAAGAAUGGGCAUACACUGCAAGCUAAUAGAAUGUGAUGGCUAUGUUGGAAUCGAAUUGCCGGAUUUUACUUGCGAAAACAUUUGGGGAAUUCAUAAUUGGAAUUCAGCGUGUUUUUAUAUAAACGAAGAUAUACAUUCCCCGAUAAACAUUGUCAGAGAAAUAUAUAAAUAUAAAUGCAUUCUAUUUCCACAAAAUCAUGCAUUGGCAAUAUUGAUGAAACAUAUGUAUGAAGAAAUAAUAGAUUACACGUGGAAAUCCAAUUUUUUAUACAUUUUUCUAGCCAAAGAAUUUAUAUACAGUAGAAAUAUUACACAAGAAAUAUAUUCUAAUAUUCAAAACAUGUUUCAAACUAAGAACAUCUUAAAAAAAAUAGAACAAAAAAGAAGAAAUGAAAACAUCAAAUUUGCUGUUGGUAUGAUUGUAACACAUUCAGUUCGAUUAUCUACUUCAACUGAAAUAAGAGCUGGCGUGAUAGUUGGUUGGUAUCUUGGAUGUAACUCUUUGGCCAUCGAAUCACUAUGCAUACCCCAUAUCUACUACAAUUUAGAUUGCUGUAGUUGUGAAAAAGCUAUAGAGUAUGCUUGUCAUCCGCAUUACGUAAUUCUCAACGAAGCUAAUACACUACAUUAUGUGCCGCAAGAUAAUAUAUCGACAUGUCCACCACAAUGGAUUAAUAAUGUAGAGAUAGGACGAUACUUUAUUAAAUUCGAAGGUACACAUUACGCACCGAAUGAAAUCCUGGCAGAACGUUAUCCAGAUGAUACCGCUGUAAUUCUCAAAAUAUUUUCCAAUACUGUUUCGAGAUUUGAAUGGUUGUCGACAAAAUCCAAGCAGUAAUAAAAACAAAAACAAAUCUGAACGUCGCCAUUUGUUCCUCUUAGAUUAAAUGUAUUAUUAACAUUUAAUAUCAAGAGUUUUCUUAUCCAAAUCUGUUCUUCCAAUGAAAAUCUUCGAAACGCGCUACGUUCGCUUUUUACUCAAAUCUAAGUGAAUUUUAGUUUUUGAGCGAUCUUGUGGAGGUCGUCUCUUCAACCUAUUAGUUUUUUCGAGCCUAAUAAAAACAUGUGUGGUAAAACAAGUAAGAGUCGCAAAAUAAUCAAUGAUGUACACCAUGUCUGAGUGCAACAACAACAACUUCUGUAUUCUAUCGAACGAAGUUCUCUAUCUGGAGAACUUGAAGAAAAUCGGAAGGUGUAAUCUCACACCUGCUAAAGUGCCUUCAAGGAUUUCAUUGUUCUUUCAAGAAGAUCUGGAUUCAAUUCUUCAAUGGACACACAGACGUCGCAGAAAAAUUUCAAAAUCAACUCGGUCAUCUUUCAUCUACUUCAAGAAGGAUCAUUUCGACACGAUUUACACAGCCCACCAAAACGUUCUAGACUACAUGGCUGAGCACCUGGAGAAGUUGGAGCUGGUCGUGAGUGCAAAUUAAUCCUUUUCCGCUUUGAGGUUAUGUAGAAGGAUUUGCGUUUCUUGUACGACAUCUUGCAUCUAUUAAAUUACCUUUAUUUGAUGGCAAUUACGAUGAUUGGGAACAACUUCCCGAUCGAUUUACUAUGACAUUCCAUAUAUAUAGGGUGUCCCAAAACUUCCUCUUAAUGGCAGAUUCCUUAAAACAUUUCAAGAAAAUCCUAAUACAAAAAUGUCGAGGCUAUAAUAGUUUUUAAACAAGAAACUAUUAUAUUUUAUGAAUGAGAGGGCUGAGAUUUCGCGCGCUUAAGCACGGCAAAAAAAACAAGUGAAAAAAGUGUUCUAUAAAUGGGAUUUAUUUUUGAUAUUAUGAUUAUCGUAUAAAUUUAUAAGAGCAUUGUCAUUAUAUGUUAUUCCAUUUCUCUACGCA